Messenger RNA from Suillus plorans, 660 nucleotides. RefSeq names its product flavoprotein. Gene Ontology annotation, cellular component: phosphopantothenoylcysteine decarboxylase complex. NCBI's taxonomy places the organism in Eukaryota, Fungi, Basidiomycota, Agaricomycetes, Boletales, Suillaceae. The record is from RefSeq and is a predicted model, not a curated record. Gene Ontology annotation, biological process: coenzyme A biosynthetic process. The transcript is spliced from 5 exons. Gene Ontology annotation, molecular function: FMN binding; phosphopantothenoylcysteine decarboxylase activity. Bases 21 to 644 code for a protein of 207 amino acids.
CUUGCGUUUACUAUUCACCCAUGGUGGCUCGCCAAUUUAUUGCUGAAACAGAGCGCCUCCCAGAUCAUGUCCAUGUGUUGCUCAUAACAACUGGCAGCGUAGCAUCUAUCAAAGCUCCUCUCAUCGUCUCAGCGCUUCUUCAAUACCAAAAUGUCAGAGUAGAAGUGGUCGCGACCAAAGAGUCGCUCGCAUUUUAUGACCCUGCAGAUGUCGUCAAUGCAGGCGCCCGCGUUUGGACCGAUGAGGACGAGUGGUCGGGGUCAUACAAGAUUGGAGAUCCGAUCCUGCAUAUCGAGUUGAGGAGGUGGGCUGAUAUUGUUCUUGUCGCUCCCUGCUCGGCGAAUACGCUCUCAAAGAUUGCACACGGACUCUGCGACAAUCUCGCGACCUCUCUGCUUCGUGCGCUGGCACCUACGACACCGACUUACGUAUUCCCGGCGAUGAAUACGCUCAUGUACGAGCAUCCGCUCACGGCAGAACAUUUACACGUCGUCCGGGAUGUCGUGGGCUACCAAGUUGUCGGGCCAAUCGGAAAAAAUCUUGCGUGUGGGGACGUUGGACUCGGUGCUAUGACGGAAUGGCGUGAUGUUGUGAAGAUAGUGGUGGAUCAAAUGAAACUCGUUCGCAAAGACAACAAAUCAUGAAACUGUAUUCUAUGUC